CAGUAUCCCGCCGCACACAGCGGGGAAAGCGCCGGCUGCAAGGGCUAUGACAACAGAUUCAGACCUUGGUAUGUUGAAACAGCUACACCUGAACCAAAAGAUGUUGUAAUAGUGCUGGACAAAUCAAAGUCGAUGAGUAAUCCGAUUUCAGCUUUUAGCACGAGGUUACUAAUUCGUGUAGCCAAAGAAGCCUCAAUGACUAUCUUAGAAACAUUGAACCCUUCAGAUCGAAUAGGAAUAGUUGAGUUCUCAACAACAGCAUCUGUAGCGAUGGGUGAUCCAGAACUUACACCGACCUGCUUUAAGAAUCAACUUGCUUUCGCAAUACCGCAAAACAUAGAAAUUCUUAAACGCAAUGUUGAUAAAAUAACUGUGGAUGAGAACACCAAUUACAC
Owenia fusiformis is the source of this 395-nucleotide messenger RNA. The record is from the annotation of a GenBank genome assembly. Lineage: Eukaryota; Metazoa; Annelida; Polychaeta; Sabellida; Oweniidae.